AUGGAGACCCAGAAAAAUCAAACCGAGAUCCCACCGAAACCGGUUAUGACUUCAUGUAGGAAGAAAGUAAAGGAUGAUGCCACAUUCUUUGAGGACGUGAGAGAUCACAUCGAUGAGUUCAUACAUGCCUCUAUGGAUGAACACAAGACUUGUUUCCAAAAGACCAUCACCAAGAUGUUUGGAUUAUCCAAGGCCGUGGCAGAGAAGCAAGCCGAGGAAGCCAAGGGAGUCGAGAGUCAUUUGCCUCUCCAAACAACAGUGUCGGAUUAA
This is a messenger RNA of Microthlaspi erraticum, 270 nucleotides long. NCBI's taxonomy places the organism in Eukaryota, Viridiplantae, Streptophyta, Magnoliopsida, Brassicales, Brassicaceae. The record is from the annotation of a GenBank genome assembly.